Messenger RNA from Cucumis sativus (cucumber), 2259 nucleotides. RefSeq names its product protein WHAT'S THIS FACTOR 1 homolog, chloroplastic. The transcript is spliced from 3 exons. The coding region runs from base 562 to 1764 and encodes 400 amino acids. The record is from RefSeq and is a predicted model, not a curated record. Lineage: Eukaryota; Viridiplantae; Streptophyta; Magnoliopsida; Cucurbitales; Cucurbitaceae. Gene Ontology annotation, molecular function: RNA binding.
CACUUUACCCUAACCCUCCAAAUAAAAAUCCGACCUUUCCAAUUUUCCCAUCUUCUUCCUUCCUCCUUCACCAGUGCUGACCACGAGAAAAUGGUCGACGAUGGCGAGACUUCCACGACGGCGUCGUGCAGUCGCCGCCAGCGUUUAUCUUCUUUGUCUUGUUCUCGCAACGUUUCUAUCCUUUUCGACGAGUUUCAGCGGUAGUCCACUCUCGGAUUGGUCUCAAUUCACUUUACCCCCUAUCAUAGCAUGCGUUUCUGCAAGUUUGAACACUUUCGAACACCAACCAUCUUAUCAGAGUCCAUUUGGUUUUGGACUAAUUCGGAGUUAUCCAUUAUAGUUCAUGGUAGAUUUUAGGACAAAAUUUGCAAGAAGGAUUGCCAAUUCCAGUCUUUGGUGUUGCCUGUGAAAACUGAAUCUGAUAAAAGUCCUUGAAAUUCCCAGUAGAGAAAUGAAUAGCUUUUCACAUCAGAAUCGGAUGUAGUAUUGUUCGAUCAAGGGACUUUUGAGCUUGCCCACAAACUAUUUGAUAUUUUGUUCCACAGAGUUUAGGAGUUUAAAAUGAAUGGAAAAUCUAUGUUCCUACGCCUAAAUCGAUACCCCAACUCUUACCCAAUUUCUGAAACACAUGUUUUUGAUCAUAAGAAGUCGGCUUUUCUAUGGGUUUUGAUGAGGCACAAAUCUAGCGGUGGAAUGAGACCAAAGAGAAAAAUCUAUUAUAGAGUUGCUGAACUGGACAAAGUUAUGGACUUGCAAAAAAAGCCAUCCCUUAUACUAAAGCUUAUUAACAUUAUCCAAUCUCAAAAGAACAAAUUUAUAUUAUUGAGGGACCUCGAGAAAGAAGUAGGAUUUGUCCAAAAAUGGAACUUCAUGGCUGUUAUUGAGAAGUACUCUUCGAUCUUCUAUGUUGGUUCUGGAAGUAGUAGAGUGCCCCCUUAUGUUAGGCUCUCCAAUAAAGCUGAAAUGAUUGCUAGUGAAGAAGAUAAGGUAAAGAGUGCAAUGGAACCAAUCUUAGUAAAGAAUUUGAGGAAGCUGUUGAUGCUGUCUGUUGAUUGUCGAGUACCGCUCGAGAAUAUAGAAUUCAUUGCAUCUGAAUUGGGUUUGCCUUGUGACUUCAAAACUUCAUUGAUUCCUAAGUACCCUGAAUUCUUUUCAGUGAAGGAAGUUGAUGGGAAAGCUCAUCUACAUUUGGAAAAUUGGGAUUCUUCACUUGCAAUUUGUGCUCGAGAGGAUAGAUUUGCUAAAGCUAGAGAUUUAUCUUCUUGUGGAUAUGGAAAAAGAGUUAGAAUCUCAAAAGAUGGCAACUUUUCUGGUCCUUUUGCAUUCAAGAUGUGUUUUCCUUCAGGCUUUAGGCCAAACACGAGUUACCUUGAACAUCUUGAAAGGUGGCAGAAAAUGGAUUUUCCUUCCCCGUACUUGAACGCAAGGAGAUUUGAUGUAGCUGAUCCGAAGACAAGAAAGAGAGUGGUCGCAGUUCUUCACGAGUUUCUAAGUUUGACAAUGGAAAAAAGAAUGACUUCAACACAAUUGGAUGCGUUUCAUAGGGAGUUUCUUCUACCAUCUAAACUAUUGCUUUGCUUAGUAAAGCAUCAGGGAAUCUUCUACAUCACUAAUAAAGGUGCAAGGAGUACCGUAUUUCUGAAAGAAGGCUAUGAAGGGUCAAUUUUGGUUGAUAAAUGUCCUUUGCUGUUGCACUCUGAUAGAUUUCUUUCACUCUGUGGUAGGAGGGACAUGAGUUGCAAUUCACACCAAGUUAGUUUAUAAUCACAUAUUUAUUGGAAAAAAAUGCAUGAAAAGUUAAAGGAAAGCUUAAUCCUCGUUGGAUUUCCCAAGAUAUGAAAGUAUUGAAGGUCGUUGUUGUAGUUUGCUGUCUUCAUACACCAGUUAAAAGAAGGAUGUAAAGAGGAAAUAGCAAGGUAUUCUCGUAAGUAAGUUUACCGGGUAACUGUUGGGGUUGGUGUAUACAUUAUAAUAUUUUUGGCAAAGAUAGGAGUUGAGUUGGGAUUCCUGUACAUCUGAAGAUGUUUGACAUAAUUUAGAUUUCACAAAAUCUUCUUAAAAACUCCUUUGAUUAGCUAAAGUGAAUUUGUCUCAAACGAUAAUUAUCUUAAGUUAAGAUCUUCCUUUGGUGCUUAGCUCAUUGAAGUUUGAAUGAAUAGCCAUGAGCGACUUCAAAAACAAUGUGUGAAUCGGUGUAUUUUCCCCUUGGACUGCCCUUAUGUUGCUAUGAUGAAGGAUCCUUGACCACUUAUUCUUUCA